This is a messenger RNA of Penicillium subrubescens, 3402 nucleotides long. RefSeq names its product formin-binding protein HOF1. NCBI's taxonomy places the organism in Eukaryota, Fungi, Ascomycota, Eurotiomycetes, Eurotiales, Aspergillaceae. The transcript is spliced from 7 exons. Bases 162 to 2933 code for a protein of 923 amino acids. Gene Ontology annotation, cellular component: mitotic actomyosin contractile ring, proximal layer; plasma membrane; cell division site. The record is from RefSeq and is a predicted model, not a curated record. Gene Ontology annotation, molecular function: protein binding; phospholipid binding. Gene Ontology annotation, biological process: cytoskeleton organization.
CCUCUGAUCAACCACCUGGACAUUCAGCGACCGCAGGGUCUUUUUUGCGUUUCCCUUUUAUCAUACCCCACCGUUAGGUUUUGUUCUUUUUUCCUUCAUUCAUUGUACCUGUUCUUUAUCAUUACUGAGCAAAGGCUGGCCGAGGCUCGACAUCAACAACAAUGCCUGGGACCGUGGCUGAGGGACCGUCUGUCUCGAUGUCCUUCGCGAAUAACUUCUGGGGCAAAGAUGAUGCUGGCCUCCAACCUAUGCUUGACCGCAUGCACGCAUCGAAGGUUACAAGUGAUGAAUUGAAGGCUUUCUACAGCGUACGCGCUGCGAUCGAAGAUGAAUAUGCCCGAAAGCUACAGGCACUUUGCCGGAAGUCCCUCGGAUCAGCCGAAUCAGGAUCCCUUCGCUCUUCGCUGGACGUGGUCCGCGGGGAAACCGAAUCCAUUGCGAAGGCGCACGCAGCAAUCGCGAGUCAGAUGAAAACAGAGCUCGAAGAGCCACUAACCGCAUUCUCUAAGGGUAUCAAGGAGAGGCGGAAGAUUAUCCAGGAUGGCAUUGAGCGUCUUCAUAAGAAUAAGAUGCAACAAACGCAACUGGUUAAUAAGACCCGCGAUCGCUUCGAACAAGACUGCCUCCGGAUAAAGGGUUACCUCGCGCAAGGACAUAUGGUGAUGGGUCAGGAAGAGCGCAAGAACAAGGCGAAGCUUGAGAAGACACAGAUCCAACUGGCCUCAAACAGCAAUGAAUAUGAAGCUGCCGUCAAGUCACUUGAGGAGACCACUGGGCGCUGGAACAAAGAGUGGAAGGCUGCUUGCGAUAAAUUCCAAGACUUGGAAGAGGAGCGCCUGGAUUUCACAAAGAGCAGCCUUUGGACUUACGCGAAUAUUGCCUCCACCGUCUGCGUGAGCGACGAUGCCUCCUGCGAAAAAAUUCGUCUCUCGCUUGAGAACUGCGAAGUGGAGAAGGAUAUCGUCUUCUUCAUCAAAGAACGAGGAACUGGCCAAGAGAUCCCGGAUGCCCCUCGGUUCAUUAACUUCUGCAAGGAAGACGAGGAUGUGUCUGAUAUCGAGGACGGGGAAGGCUAUUCAGUCGCCCAAUUCCAGCGAGCUAUGAACCCAGCGUUCCGGACGUCAUCCCCUCAGCCAUCUACUUUCGAGUCCCAUCAUGACCCAGAUUCUGAACUUGCUGCGCAAAUGGGCCAUCCGACGCAAAUGGGACAACCAGUGCAAAUGAGCCAGCCGAUCCAAGCUCCAGCACCGGCACCAGCGCCAGCGCCAGUUCCCAUUGCCCAGCCGCCAGCUCCAUUGGACCUUCGCCGGGGCGGCCAGUUGCCUCCCAACUACGACCCUGAGCAGCAUGGCGAGAUCAACAGGGUGCCUCACAAUGCUUACCCGACCGAUGGCAUGACCAUGUUCUGCCGCACUGGGCCACCUUCCGAACGCAGCUCAGCCAGCGCGUACAGGCCAUCAAGUCGGGAUUCUCAAAGCGAAGUGUCAAACCUGUCAAACCCUACCUCCAUGUCAAGCGUAGAGGCUCCUAUCACCGUCCACAAGUCCCCACCAAAGGCAACCAACAGUGCGCCGCUCCCAAGUCAAAACGACGACAAGUCUGUCCAAAAGAAGAAGAGUGCCUUCUUCAGUAACAGUCCUUUCCGUCGCAAGAGCCGCCAUGAUAAGGAGCGACCAGCCAUUGGAGGUCAAUCUUCGUCUCGCAGCCCUUGGAGCUCUCCCACUAAGUCGGCCAGCCCUACCAAGCCUGCUCCGCAAGCUCAGCCUGAACGCCAUAGUCCCGAGCCUGUUGAUCCUCGGGCCAACUUCCAGCUCAACGUCGGCAACAACGUCUUUGACGUUGCUUCGCCUGACAAAAAUGCCAAGGCUGGGCAACAGGCCAAGGCAGGGGAAGACGACACGGACCCUAUUGCCCGUGCUCUGGCGGACUUGAAGACCGGUGGUGGAAAGCAGUCCACCCUACGUGUCUCGGCGGACAGAUAUCAUGGUAUCCAAACACCUAACCCAUCGGCUCCUUCGUCUGCCUAUGGCGGUAGCUCCUCCGGUGCUCCUCCUGCGUACAACGACCCGUCUGUCAAGCGACUGGACGCUCCAGAGCCCGCUUUUACAUCCAAGCAGAUGCAAAAGACCACCCAGCGAUACACUGGACAGACCCAAAGCAUGCUGCGCAAUGGAGCCAACAGCCCGAGCAUGGCGCCCGCUGCCAGAACUCCGAGCGUGGCCGCCCCUGCUGUCAGAAACGAGGUCCCUCGCGCCCGCUCUCCCGACCCUCGUCGCAGUGCAAGCCCUCUAGUCUCUUCUCCUCGGGUUGAUACUCGCAUGGGUGGUCAAUACAGUGGAUCUGCAAGUCCCGCCCCCCAGAGUCCAGCGGCAUACCAGUCGAGCAGUGUACGCAGCCGUUACAGCCAAUCUCCCACGCCGCAUCGCGCACAGGACCCUCCAUACUCGCCCAACGAUUAUGCGCGACGGGCCUCCCCAGCUGCAUCGACUCGUGCGGUCUCUCCUCAGCCCCAGUUCAGACAGCAGGUCCGUCCUUCCAGCGCUGGUGGCAUGGAACUUCAGCUUUCCAAUGGCCACCCUGACAUGUACGGUGGGGGCGCCCGUGAAGGUUAUGGCUCUCGCCGUGGUGAUGGCCGACCUAUGUCCCAGUAUGGUGACAAUGUCAACACUCCUCCUCCAGUGGGCCGCUCUCGAAGCCGUACUCUUGCUGUGGCUGAGCCAGGAAGAAAAUUCAGUCGUGAUGGACGUCCCAUCCUGCAUUUCGCUCGCGCUAUGUACAGUUACACUGCUGCCAUCACUGAAGAGCUCGGAUUCACUAAGGGUGAUGUUCUGGCUGUCAUCCGCCUCCAAGACGAUGGAUGGUGGGAAGCCGAAGUCACCAACAGCCGAGGCCACCCAGGCCUCGUGCCGAGCAACUAUUUGCAAAUCAUCUAGAUGCUCCACCCGCCUAUUUUAACGAACCGCCACGACCCUCACAACCGCUCGUCCUGACGGAACACCUUUCUUUUUGUCAUGCUCACGCUCUCACGUAGAUACCAUGCCUGCCUUUCUCCGAAUCCUUCUUGCACAUUUACGAUCCUUGUUUCAACCCACUUCGAUUCUCAUCUAUUUGGCGCCGUAUACCACGCGCAUUGACUUUUUACUUCUUUUUUCUCUCACUGGGCAAGCUGUUCAAUAUUUUCGGUGUUCUACCCACGGAUGAUAUUUUUGGGAGCUUAGCGUGCUUGUGGCUUCUCAUUUGGUGAUUUGAUUUUGUGUUCUUUUUUUUGCUUAUAUGUGUUUUUUGUUGGAAGGUCUGUUCGAUGGAAAUUGUACGAAGAACGAACGAUCUAGGGCCAUGUACAUUUGCUAGGAUCUUCAUGGUCAAUGGAAUGACAUUCCUUCAUUUACAACUUGCCAUGGC